This is a messenger RNA of Aphidius gifuensis, 1205 nucleotides long. Its product is annotated as odorant receptor Or2-like. The record is from RefSeq and is a predicted model, not a curated record. The coding region runs from base 148 to 1176 and encodes 342 amino acids. Gene Ontology annotation, molecular function: odorant binding; olfactory receptor activity. The transcript is spliced from 10 exons. Lineage: Eukaryota; Metazoa; Arthropoda; Insecta; Hymenoptera; Braconidae. Gene Ontology annotation, biological process: sensory perception of smell; detection of chemical stimulus involved in sensory perception of smell. Gene Ontology annotation, cellular component: plasma membrane.
AAACAUCAAUCUGUGUCAUUUUUCUUCGAUAAUUCUUAUUACAAAGUAACUAAGUAUUUAAAUGAAAUCACUGGUCAAUGGCCAUACCAAAGUAAAAAAAAAAAACUGUUUUAUUUGAAUAUAAGUUUCAUUGCAAUUUUAUUUCAAAUGAUCAGUCAGUCUUCAGCAGCAGUGCAUUGGCACAAUAAUAAAGAUAUAAUGAUUGCAGCUGUCUCACCAAACUUUUUCGACUUGAUUAGCUUGAUAAAACUAAUAAAUAAUAUUCACUAUACACCCAAGAUUAGAAAAAUUUUAGAUUGUAUAAGAAAAGAUUGGAUAACAAUUAUCAACGAUGAAGAAAAACAAAUUCUUCACAGAUAUGCAUACAUUGGAAAAAUAAUCGCAAUUGGAUAUUCAGGUCUCGGAUAUAUUGCUUGUUUUUUUUUCAUAGUGGAUCCUCCACUUACUUAUUUCUAUAACACAAUGUUGGUUCCAAAUCAUUCAUUGCCAGAAACAAAAUUAUACACACUUCCAAUGUACUUUAAUGAAUGUGAUGUUGGAAUAUAUUAUUUUUUAGCAUUAUUUAUGGAUUAUUUUGACACUUUAUCACUCACUACAGUAAUAACAUGUAAUGAUAUAUUAUUUGUCGUAAUUGUACAACAUAUAUGUGGCCAAUUUACAAUUCUUGGAUGCAGAAUACGAAAAUGUCUAUCUUCAAAAUCAAAUCUAACUGAUCAAUACAAAUUAAUCAAAGACUGUGUUAUAACUCAUACGGAACUGAUAAAGCUUUCUGAACAAGUUGAGUCUGUCUAUAAUUCAUGUUUUUUAUUAAUUGUUGGGUUGAACGUACUUUUGCUGAAUCUUACUGUAGUCCAGAUAAUUAUAUCACCAAAAUUGAUUCAGACGGUGUUCAAAUUCUCAAUUUACAUCUUGAUACAAGUUCUACAUAUGUGUUUUUUGUGCACAAUGUCACAACAACUGAUAAAUCAUAGUUUGCAGCUCAGUGAAUCUAUAUAUAAAGCAAUGUGGUAUACAAAAUCACUGAAGAUACAAAAAACAUGUAUGCUCAUGAUUCUACGAUCUCAAGUACCUUGUCAACUAACUGCUGGAAAAAUGAUACCACUUUCACUAGAGAGUUUUGCAAAGAUUCUGAAAACUACGGCAUCAUAUCAAGCUGUUUUUCUAUCUAUGGAUUAAAAAAACGUUUGAGCCAGAAGCAAGAUUGA